Messenger RNA from Psammomys obesus (fat sand rat), 2134 nucleotides. RefSeq names its product radical S-adenosyl methionine domain containing 1 (gene Rsad1). The record is from RefSeq and is a predicted model, not a curated record. The coding region runs from base 100 to 1428 and encodes 442 amino acids. Gene Ontology annotation, biological process: porphyrin-containing compound biosynthetic process. The transcript is spliced from 9 exons. Gene Ontology annotation, cellular component: cytoplasm. Gene Ontology annotation, molecular function: coproporphyrinogen oxidase activity; 4 iron, 4 sulfur cluster binding. Lineage: Eukaryota; Metazoa; Chordata; Mammalia; Rodentia; Muridae.
GACUUCCGCCGGGGCGACCCACGCGGCCAGCCCAGGGCACACCUUUCCCGGACGUGCUGCCCGGGGCUCGGAUCCUUGCUUUCCGCCGCCUUGCGCUCCAUGGUUGCCUCCCGGGUCCCGACCCGUAGAUGGGUGGCAGCGGCCAGGGCGGCCCAGAGGCGCCCCCGUGUGGACAGCCUGGCUGAGCCUCGGAGUCCUGAGCCGGCGAGCACGCGCGCGGCGCUUUAUGUGCACUGGCCCUAUUGCGAGAAGCGCUGCAGCUACUGCAACUUCAACAAGUACAUCCCCCGCGGCGUGGAGGAGGGGGCCGUGCGGAACUGCCUGGUGACCGAGGCGCGGACGCUGCUGCGGCUCAGCGGGGUGCAAAGGGUGGAGUCUGUGUUCUUCGGGGGCGGAACCCCGAGUCUGGCCAGUCCGCACACCGUGGCUGCCGUCCUGGAGGCCGUGGCACAGGAGGUCCACCUGCCUGCAGAUGCGGAAGUCACCCUGGAGGCUAACCCAGCUUCGGCCCCCGGGCCCAGGCUGGCAGGGUUUGGAGCAGCGGGAGUCAACAGGUUGUCCGUCGGUUUACAGUCCCUGGAUGACACGGAGCUGCAGCUGCUGGGUCGGACUCACUCAGCCAGAGACGCUUUGCAGACCCUGGCGGAGGCCAGGCGCCUCUUCCCCGGCAGAGUGUCCGUGGAUCUGAUGCUGGGCCUGCCGGCACAGAAGGUGGAGCCGUGGCUUCAACAGCUUCGGAAGCUGCUGUGCCACUGUGACGACCACCUCUCCCUCUACCAGCUGACCUUGGAACGGGGCACCGCGCUCUUUGCUCAGGUGCAGCAGGGCACCCUCCCAGCCCCCGACCCAGACCUCGCCGCUGAGAUGUACCAGGAGGGCAGGACGGUCCUCCGAGACGCUGGCUUUCGCCAGUAUGAGGUCUCCAACUUUGCACGGAACGGGGCGCUCAGCACUCACAACUGGACUUACUGGCAGUGCGGUCAGUACCUUGGCAUUGGGCCUGGAGCCCAUGGACAGUUUGUGCCCCGGGGAUCCGGAAGCCACACCCGGGAAGCACGGAUCCAGACGCUGGAGCCCGACAACUGGAUGAAAGAGGUGAUGCUGUUUGGCCACGGCACGCGGAAGUGCGUCCCCUUGGGCAAGCUGGAGCUGCUGGAGGAGGUUUUGGCCAUGGGGCUGCGCACUGACGUGGGGGUCACGCACCAGCACUGGCAGCAGUUCGAGCCCCAGCUGACCCUGUGGGGCGUGUUUGGAACAAGCAAGGAGGUGAAGGAGCUGCUAGCACGGGGUCUGUUGCUGCUGGACCACAGGGGCCUCCGGUGUUCCUGGGAAGGUCUGGCUGUGCUGGACUCACUGUUAUUGAUCCUCCUGCCUCAACUCCAAGAAGCCUGGCGGCACAUGACCCCCUCACCCGUGUCAGGAGGAUGACCAGACGUUCCCGUAUCGUAGGGCAACACCAGUUGGACCUGGAGGGCCAGGGCAGCAUGGUGGGCAUCUCUCCCUGGUCUGCAGGUGCCGCUCUGCCAUCUCUGCUCUGAGCUGUUAUUGCUUGGCUCUGGCCUCCCCAUGGGAAUGGCUGUGGUGGACUAGGUGGAAGGAGGUCUUUGGUCCAGGGACCGGCAUCCCACGUAGCAUCCCAGGAGUCACAGAUCAGCACGUGUUCCUGACAAGGGCGUCCUCAUCACACACUGGCUUUUGUUCUCUCUUUUUGGACACCAACUAACAAGCGAUAUUGGGAAAUCUUUCUACAGGGAAUCAUAUCCCUCAGGGAAGCCUCCCUUAUUCUAGAGUGAAGCCCUGAGUUAGCUUGUCUGAUUCAGUAGAACUAAAUCCCCUCCAGAUACCUUAAAUGAGGAAUAGAGGGGUGAGAUUUUUACGAAGCCAUUUGAGGGGCUGGAGAGAUGGCUCAGUGGUAAGAGCACUGUUUUCUCAUCCCAUCCAGAGGAGCAGGGUUCAAUUCCUAGCAGCCACAUGGCAGCUCACAACCAUCUGUAACUCCUAUCCAGGAGAUCUGGCACCUUCUAAUGACCUCAGGAGGUACCAGGCACAUAUGUGGAUACAUGGAUAGUCCUGCAGGCAAAACAUUCUUAUGUAUAAAACGAAAAUAAAUUAAUCUUUUAAAAAAAAAAACAUA